Messenger RNA from Panicum hallii, 1968 nucleotides. RefSeq names its product serine/threonine-protein kinase PBS1-like. Gene Ontology annotation, molecular function: ATP binding; protein kinase activity. The record is from RefSeq and is a predicted model, not a curated record. The coding region runs from base 264 to 1700 and encodes 478 amino acids. NCBI's taxonomy places the organism in Eukaryota, Viridiplantae, Streptophyta, Magnoliopsida, Poales, Poaceae. The transcript has 5 exons. Gene Ontology annotation, biological process: protein phosphorylation.
ACCCCCCCGGACCAGCGAGCCGACCCCGCAGCCCGCCUGCUAUAAGCAACAGCAGCGGCAGCAGCCGCAGCCGAGCGCAACCAGCCGACGCCACCGCCCCCCGCCCCCUCCCCGUCCCCCUCCUGCCGCCUCCCCGAUCCGCGCCGCCCUUGCCGACCCGGAGCCCGGCGGCCGGUCGGUGCGGGAAUGCGGGUUCCUCGCGCCGCGAUUGACUGAUUGAUUGAUCGAUUCAGUGGUAGUGGUGGUCGCGCGCCGAGGCGGUGAUGGGCUGCUUCCCGUGCUUCGGCCCGGGGCGCGAGGAGGAGCUCGAGUACUACGGCGGCAAUGGGGGUGCGGCCGGGUGGGCGGCCGCGUCCUCGUCCGCCGCCGCUGCUGGCGGCGGAGGCGCGGAGGCGGCCGUGGAGGUGCCGCCGCGCGCCGAGAGGAUCCCCGCAGGGGUGGACAAGUCGCGCGCCAAAGGCAAUGCCGGCUCGAAGAAGGAGCUUGCGGUUCUCAAGGACGCCAACGGCAAUGUCAUCUCUGCGCAGACCUUCACAUUCCGCCAGCUCGCAGCCGCGACGAAGAACUUCAGGGAUGAAUGCUUCAUUGGGGAGGGAGGGUUCGGGCGCGUUUACAAGGGCCGUCUGGACACCACUGGCCAGGUUGUUGCUAUCAAACAGCUUAAUAGGGAUGGUAAUCAAGGAAACAAAGAAUUUCUAGUGGAAGUUCUCAUGCUCAGUUUGCUUCAUCAUCAAAACCUUGUCAGUUUGGUUGGUUAUUGUGCUGAUGGAGAUCAACGCCUUCUCGUGUAUGAAUACAUGCCACUUGGAUCAUUGGAAGACCAUCUGCACGAUCUCCCUCCUGGCAAGGAGCCCUUGGAUUGGAACACUAGGAUGAAAAUUGCGGCAGGUGCUGCUAAAGGGCUGGAGUACCUUCAUGACAAGGCACAGCCACCAGUUAUAUACAGGGACUUUAAGUCAUCAAAUAUUCUAUUGGGAGAGGGUUUCCAUGCAAAGCUAUCCGACUUUGGUCUUGCCAAGUUGGGCCCUGUUGGUGAUAAGUCUCAUGUUUCAACACGUGUUAUGGGAACAUAUGGUUAUUGUGCUCCAGAAUAUGCUAUGACAGGACAACUUACAGUUAAGUCAGAUGUUUAUAGCUUUGGAGUUGUCUUGCUUGAGUUGAUUACUGGCCGGAAGGCCAUUGACAGCACCAGACCAGCCUCAGAGCAAAACCUUGUGUCAUGGGCACGGCCUCUUUUCAAUGACAGGCGGAAGCUCCCAAAGAUGGCUGACCCAGGGCUAGAGGGGCGAUUCCCUACGCGUGGACUUUACCAGGCACUUGCGGUGGCAUCAAUGUGCAUCCAGUCUGAGGCUGCGUCUCGCCCGCUCAUUGCCGACGUUGUGACCGCUCUUUCCUAUCUUGCGAACCAGAUUUAUGAUCCUAGUCCAGUCAACAUCACCAAGAAGGGCGGCGGUGACCAAAGGAGCAGGGUCGGCGACAGCGAAAGGGCGGUUUCCAGGAACGACGGCACAGGCAGCUCUGGCCAUAGGUCGCCGAGCAAGGACAGGGACGACUCCCCCAGGGAGCAUGCCACGGGGACCGCGAACAAGGGCCUGGAAAGGGAGCGGAUGGUGGCCGAGGCGAAGAUGUGGGGCGAGAACUGGCGGGAGAAGCAGCGCGCCGCUCAGGGUAGCCUGGAUUCUCCGAAAGGAGGUGGGUAACGUCACUCACCAAGGGCUGUUUUGCCUGUGCGUGGUCUCUGUCUCAGACUGUGUUUUAGCCUUUGUUUGGUUGGGUAUGAAGAAGACAGAAUUGGGUUUCCGGUGUUGUUAGAUGUACAUUCGUAGGGUUAAAACAAAACAAAAACGUGAUUUAAAAAGCGGAGCAGGGAAGCAUUGGGUGAUUUGCUCUGCAUGUGGUCGAGUCGUGCCUGUAAAUUCAGAAAAUUUUGCAACUUUGGAGGACAAGUUUGAACCUCAUUCUGUCGCA